Triticum dicoccoides is the source of this 1804-nucleotide messenger RNA. RefSeq names its product major facilitator superfamily domain-containing protein 12-like. Gene Ontology annotation, molecular function: symporter activity. Gene Ontology annotation, biological process: carbohydrate transport. The record is from RefSeq and is a predicted model, not a curated record. Bases 182 to 1585 code for a protein of 467 amino acids. The transcript has 9 exons. Gene Ontology annotation, cellular component: plasma membrane. Lineage: Eukaryota; Viridiplantae; Streptophyta; Magnoliopsida; Poales; Poaceae.
AUCCCUCCCUUCCAAAGCUAGCUCUUCCGCUGAAGCGCCUUUAAAUAACGCCUGCUCUCGUCUGGUCUGGUCUGGUCUGUGGGCGACUAGCAGCUGCAGUAGUAGAUGACACAGCUUCGGCUUUGGUUUUCGCAGGGGUGAUUCAGAAUCUUGGUUCGUAGCAGAGGUUCCGAACCGAGCCAUGGCUGAUGGCAAGUGCGGCGCGGAGGAGGAGGUGGAGGUCGCCGAGCCGCUGGGGCGGUGGCCCGUGCUGUCCUACGGCGUCGGCCACAUGCUCAACGACAUCACCUCCGCCUGCUGGUUCACCUACCUCCUCCUCUUCCUCCAAGAGAUCGGCCUCGCCCCAAGGGACGCAGCGAUCGUGAUGCUCUCAGGCCAGGUCGCGGAUGGGCUGAUGACCAUCGUCGCCGGGGAGAUGAUCGACCGGUUCGGGCGCUUCAAGCUGUGGCACAUCGGGGGCUCGGUCCUCGUCGGCAUCUCCUUCUCCUCGGUCUUCGGCGGGUGCCUCCUCUGCACCAUCCUGGGCACCGACUCCUACCUCGUCAGGACCAUCGGCUACAGCUUCUUCGCCGCCGUCUUUAACAUCGGCUGGGCGGCCACGCAGGUCUCCCACAUGUCGAUGGUGAACUGCAUGACAUCCAACCCCACGAGCCGGGUGGCCAUGGCGAGCUGCAGAAACGCUUCCACCAUGGUGGCUAAUCUUGGUCUAUAUGGCAUCGCGUUGGCAGUCUUUGGAAUAGUGAAGGCAAAGACAUGUGCGGACAUUGUUGUUCAGUACAAGUGGAUCGCGUACGUGUCCAUCUUCGUGGGGUGCUGCUUCCUCGUGCUGUUCCACGCUGGAACGGAAGAGCCCACCUUGAAGUGCGAGCCUAACUGCAAGAAACGGGCUCGGAUCGCGUGGAGCUACUGGUUCAACAAGACCCUCUACUACCAAGUCGCCCUCCUCUACAUGCUUGCCAGAUUGAUCACCAACGUCUCUCAGUCGCUCAUCGCGUUCUACGUCACCAGAGAUCUGAAGAUGAACGAAUACUCCAAAGCCACCAUUCCGGCCAUCAUAUUCUGCUGCAGCUUCUUGGUCUCCGUGGUGCUCCAGGAGAUGAGGUGGAACAGCCGGCGGCUCAAGUCGCUGCUGACGAUCGGGGCGACGCUGUGGGUGAUCUCCGGCGCGGCGGUGUUCCUCCUCCCGAGCCAGAUGCACAACCUCAUGUACCCGCUGGCCGUGGUCAUCGGCGCCGCCAACGCGCUGGUCAUGGUGACCACCAUCGGGCUGGAGAGCGCGCUGGUCGGCGAGGACCUCAACGGCUGCGCCUUCGUCUACGGCUCCCUCAGCUUCCUCGACAAGAUGUCCUGCGGCCUCGCGCUCUUCGUGCUCGAGUCCUACGACGUCGCCUCCAGCUGCGGCGAGGAACGGGGGCUCAACACCGUCAGCAGGUACGGCACCGGGCUCAUCCCGGCCUGCUUCGCCAUCCUCGCCAUCCUCGUCGCCUCCACCCUCAGGCUGCAGGACGACGACGUUGCCCGCGCCGACCGGAGGGCCAGGGCUUCCGCCGCCGCCGGCGCGCUGGAAGCUCCGCUCCUCGUCUGAAUCAGUUCCCGCCCUCUGUUCGUAUGUGGGAAAGAAUUUGGGAAAUGCUGAUCCUUUUUCAAUUAGAUUUGAAAAAGGAAGGUAAGAUAAGAUGUACUAUCAUCGUCGACAUGCCGGUGGUAAUCGUGUAAUGCAGCUCUUUCCAAUUAGAUUUGGGAAGAUGCUCGUCAGUUGUUUAUCACAUACCAUCAGACAGUCCCAGCUCCAAUUUUGAGUGAA